ACAAUUCUUUACGUACGACUAAUGGGCCACCAAUACCAUCAUCAUCAUCAUCAUCAUCAUCGUUAUCAUCACAGCAGCCAACACCACCAUCAAUAAUGACCAUAUUAUUACGAUUAUAUAAAAUUUUCUUAUGGAUUACACAGAUAUCACGAUUGACAAUAUUGUUGAUGAAAACAUUGGCUGGUCCAUUGUGUGCGGCAAUACGACCGGGUCGUAAGAAAAAUGUUGAAAAUAAAGUCGUACUGAUUACUGGUGCUGGUUCAGGUUUAGGACGUGAAAUGGCAAUUAAAUUUGCUGAAUGUGGUGCCAUUACCAUAUUGUGGGAUAUUAAUGAGACAACAGUAAAACAAACAGCCGAAAUGAUUGAAGAAAUUGUCAAUUCAAUUCAUUAUCAUUAUCAUCAUAAUUCGUCCAAACAAUUGACAUCAUGGUCUGUUGUUGAUGUUGGUGAUGAAAAUCAAGUUGCACAAGCAGCUCAAAAAUUACGAAAUCAAUUUGGUGAUGUUGAUAUUUUGGUCAAUAAUGCCGGUAUUGCACCAUGUGAACCAUUUAAAAAUUUAAAAUCUGAAAAAAUUCGUGAAAUAUUUGACGUGAAUAUUAUGGCACAUUUUUGGACUGUUAAACAAUUUUUACCGGCCAUGGAAAAGAAUAAUUCCGGUCAUAUUGUGGCCAUAGCUUCAUCCGCUGGAAUUAUGGGAAGUCCAUAUUUUACAGCUUAUGGUGCUAGCAAACAUGCUGUUGUUGGUUUCAUGAAAUGCUUGUAUGAAGAAUUGGAUGAAAAUUCACAGAUUCGUUUGACAACGGUUUGCCCAUUAGGUAUCAGCGGUACCGGUAUCGAUAUUCCGACAAAAACACGUUUUCCAUGGUUAUUACCGGUAAUGCCAUUAGAAUAUGCUGUUGGAUUGAUAUUCGAUGCUAUAUUACGUGAAGAGGAACUUUUUGUUGUGCCCAAAACAUUUAAAUGGAUACAUAGACUUCUUAGUAUAUUUCCACAAAAAAUGGCCAGCACCAUAUGGAAAUGUUUGGAUUAUUCAGUCGUACCGACGGGUCUUUAUGCACCGAUUGGCCGUGCACAUUAUCAUGAUCGUAUAUAUCGAAAAUUAUCAUUAGCCAAUGGCUAUGUUCAUCAUAAUAAUCACCACCAUCAUGGCAGUACACAUCAACAUGGUCAAACAAAUCAAAUUAACAAUAAUAAUAAUCAUCAUCAUUCAUCAUCACCAUCAUCAUCGAAUUUAUCAUCGUCAUCCCCUCCACAUCGUCCAAGUCGUUCAUCAUCGUUUCGUUAUUGAUCGAAUCGUUUUUUUUUUUACUUCGAACUUAACGGAUAUAUAAAAAAUGUUCGA
Molecule: messenger RNA, 1343 nt
Organism: Dermatophagoides farinae (American house dust mite)
Lineage: Eukaryota; Metazoa; Arthropoda; Arachnida; Sarcoptiformes; Pyroglyphidae
Source: RefSeq, a predicted model, not a curated record